Molecule: messenger RNA, 1565 nt
Organism: Triticum dicoccoides
Lineage: Eukaryota; Viridiplantae; Streptophyta; Magnoliopsida; Poales; Poaceae
Exons: 2
Coding region: 33-1475 (480 amino acids)
Molecular function (GO): protein binding
Source: RefSeq, a predicted model, not a curated record
CUCCCACCCCGGGGGCCGCACCCCCGCCCGCCAUGCCCCCGCCGGCGCCACACCUCGUCGACGAGCUCCUGGAGGAGAUCUUCCUUCGCCUGCCCACCCCGGCCGCGCUCGCACGCGCCUCAACCGCCUCCCCCCGUUUCCGCCGCAUCAUCACCGACCGCUCCUUCCUCCGCCGCUUCCGCAAACUCCACCCGCCGCCGCUCCUCGGGUUCGCCGACGAACGUGCAGGCUUCCACCCCGCCGAGGCGCCCCAUCCCUCCGCUCCGCUCGCCCGAACCCUCGCCGACGCCGCUGAUUUCACCUACUCCUUCGUCCCCAAGCCCAGUAAUGACCACUCCUGGCGUCCCUGCAACGUCCGCGACGGCCGCGUCCUCCUCGAGGGCAGCCGAUACGAGAUCUUCAGAAAGCUCGCGGUGUGCGAUCCGUUGUCACGGCGCUACGUGCUGCUUCCGCCCAUACCCGACCACAUGUCCGUCCAGGAACAGAGCCCUUGGGAAUUCAGGUCCAUCCUGGCCCCCAUUGCCGAGGAGGAUGAGGAUGAGACGUCGUUCAAGGUGAUAUGCUUUGCGGACUACGAAACCAAGCUGGAUGUGUUUGUAUUCUCUUCCGUCACACGCCAAUGGUGCAUUGCUGCAUCUCCCAGCUGGAGUUCUUUGGGCGCGGACCGCCCAUGGGGGCUGCGCGUGGUGUCUCAGGGAUCCCGUGGCUUCUCCUGUUUUGACCAUGUACGUGGCUGCUUCUACUCGGCGUCGCCAUGGAAAGACAAGCUGCUCGUGCUGGACACGCGGACAAUGGAGAUUUCCACCGUCAAUGAUCGCACUGGCUACCGUAUGCAGCUCAGAUGGCUCCCUGGCCAGGCAGAAGAUGUUUCUGCCAGAGACCAUAUGCUGGACAGACAACGCCCUGCUCAAGUAAGAAGUCUGCCUGCCAUUGUAGUAGGUAGAGAAGGAGCCCUUGAGAUGUUUUCUCUCGUCGGUGAUCACAGGCUUAAUGGCUCGUUUCAUCUCUAUCACACCACUCAGGAUACUAACACUGAAUCUUCCAAGGAAUGGCAGCUGGACAAUAUUGUACCAUUGCCCGGACAGUAUGACUAUUUCACCGCAGGCGCAGCUGAGGGAUUCUUAUUCCUUGGAGCCACUUCAGAAGACCAGUUGGACAUUGAUGAAGACUCACCAGUGUGGUUGUCGAAGACUGACUGGGAUGUAGAUUAUUUUUCGCUGGAUGUCAAGACUUCUGAACUUGCAAAGGUUUGUAGGAGGAAGAAGAAAUUCUUCCAUUAUGAAGAUGUUUACUGGGACAAACACAUUUGGAGUCUCUUGUUUGGGCUAUGCGAUGCUUUUGAGAAGAAAUGGAGGAUAUGCUGGCUAGAUAUAGUACUCGAGCCCUGGUAUUAUUUGUCAGGAACUAUCCAUUAUGUGCUUCACUAUAUAUGUCCAUGUGCAGCAUAUUUCAGGAAGACAUGUUGUAGGAGGUGAAUUUGUAUAUGUACUUUGUUGUAUAUGCAAUUAUUAAGCAUGUUUACGCAAGACAUGAUGUUAGGCAAGCUUAAUUUUGUCGAACUCUAA